AUGGCAAACAUACAGCCAGAAGACGCGGAGAGCUCCCUCUGGCAACGCUAUAGUCUUCACACACCGACCUCCGCAGGUGCCCCUCCACCGACCUUCGAGACGAGUUAUACACCUGGUCCCCUAGGGAUGCCAUACCAUGGACUACCUCAGAAAGGAAAUUAUCGGCCCUUAGAGGUUCCAUCAACACCUACAAGAGGAGCGCCUGGAGUUCUGGGCGCGGGAAACGAGGUCCUCACGGCCUCACCACCCCUAAAUACCCACCAUAGUUACCCAUCACUCAAACGGAGCUUCCAGUCUACCGAGGACUCAGCAUAUAGAGAAGUGGCGCCGGACUUCAGGGAGGAGCUGCCGGACCCUCCCAAACCAUCUAUCAAUCAAGAUCACAGACUUCUUUCAUUUAGUAAAAUCCCGCUGAAACAGACAAUUCUCGAUGACCAUGGACGGAUACAUCAGAUCGAACUGUCUGCACAGAUCCAUGGAAUGUUCUUCCUCUCCGAGAUGGCCACGCCAUCUGGAGAUGGGAUCCUCCAGCCUGAACUGACGUGCUACCGGCGGAACCUUUUUCAGAUCUCUGGGACUGUCACCACACCUCGAGGGCCCUUAUCAGUGAUAACUGAAAGAGGGGAACGAUUUCCCAUCAUGGCUAUGGAAGUUUGCGUCUCUGCAUCGGAAUCCGUUGAUGGGCAUGCUGUAAAAUUGAUCGUCAUUCCUUGGAAAACCCCGCCACCAAACUCCCCUGAGGUUGGACCCGGCCAAGAGAACGAGCCGUCCCCAAUACCACUCCUGCCAUUUGAUGGGACUGACCCGAACGGCGAGAGCGACUUUUCCGUGUAUCCGAUUGCUUAUAGAAGAUUACAGUUUAGGAUAGCGACGGCGAAUAAUGGUCGAAGGCGGGAGCUUCAACAGCACUUUACUCUCCACCUGAACGUGGUGGCAACUCUGACAAACGGCACAAAGACCAACAUCUGCGAGACUUCCACCGCCCCGAUUGUUGUAAGGGGUCGGAGUCCUCGAAAUUUCCAGGCCAGAAAAGAGAUACCCCUCGUUGGCUCGUCAUCUUCUCGAGGCGCCCCCCCUGACUUGCAAGUUGUGACGAGCAUUGGAUCUGGGAUCGCCCCGAUUCCUGCUCCUGUCGAGAAACCAAGAGAAUCAAGACCUCAAAAUAUGGAGCCCCAAAGGUCGGCGACAUUCACCUUUGAUGGAAAUAACCUCCCUCCUUCCCCUGGUGUGAUGCGACAAUCGACAUAUCCAACAUAUCUACCAUCUCAUAUGGCUGCUGAACAUAGCACAGCACCGAGCACUCCAGGCUAUCAAGCACCCUUAACAAUGGAUAGCUAUCUUCAAAUGAACCAAUCGACCCAGCCAAAUGCAGGUCUCUCGUCUCCACCCUCCGCUGUACACCAACUGCCUAUCCGGCAACAGUACACUUACAGUCCCACCUCGAGCCCUUCGCAAAAUGGCCCCCCACUUCGCUUUGUCGAUAGCAAUCCCAGGCCGGCAAAGUCGCCUCGUCACAUAGCACCCCCUAAAUUACCUUCCAACACACCCUACGCCGACUACAAUGCACGAUUUGCACCUCCUUACGGCAGUGGCAACGAUGUAGUGGCACAGAGGGAUGCGGGAUACUUUCCAACGUCCCUUCCCAUGCAGCCUUGGACUACUGCGCCGGACACGUCGGGGAUAUAUGGGGCUGGAAUGCCCGCACCAGCACCAAACUUGCAGCAGCAGCAGCAUUAUCAAUUCCCGAACGAGCCAUACUUAAAGGAUGAAAACAAUCCCCCACACAGCUACACCUGGAACACAUGA
Messenger RNA from Amorphotheca resinae ATCC 22711, 1806 nucleotides. RefSeq lists its product as hypothetical. The coding region runs from base 1 to 1806 and encodes 601 amino acids. Gene Ontology annotation, biological process: meiotic cell cycle; positive regulation of transcription by RNA polymerase II. Gene Ontology annotation, cellular component: nuclear chromosome. The transcript is spliced from 2 exons. Gene Ontology annotation, molecular function: DNA-binding transcription factor activity; DNA binding. Lineage: Eukaryota; Fungi; Ascomycota; Leotiomycetes; Helotiales; Amorphothecaceae. The record is from RefSeq and is a predicted model, not a curated record.